Odontomachus brunneus is the source of this 1857-nucleotide messenger RNA. RefSeq names its product glycosylated lysosomal membrane protein-like. The coding region runs from base 81 to 1313 and encodes 410 amino acids. The record is from RefSeq and is a predicted model, not a curated record. Gene Ontology annotation, cellular component: lysosome. The transcript is spliced from 6 exons. Lineage: Eukaryota; Metazoa; Arthropoda; Insecta; Hymenoptera; Formicidae.
CGGAGUAGCGUCACAACGUUCACGGCGGAGCGAGGAUCGACGCAGUGUUUCGCACGUCGUUGUCGUACGCGACGUCAGGCAUGGCCAGCGCCUUGACGUUCUGUCUGUUGCUCGUCGCAUUGGCACACCCGGGUUGUUCCACGCGUCGCACACUACGGUCGUGGGUGAAUCCGGGCUGCGACGAGUACUGCCAGCGGCGGAACGCGACGACGCUUUACCUGAGAGCCGAUGGCGCGAACGACACGUUGCAUUACUUAUGGGACUUCGCCGUCGGCAAACCGUCCGUGCUGCUUGCGCUCACGCCGUCAUCCGCUUGGCUCAACAUCACCUGGCCGGACUAUCUCGACGGGCGGAAUAACUCGGUCUACUUCUCGGAGCCGGCCAUUUACACCUUCGGGGUGAUAGUGAAUAAGAUUAUCGAAUUCAACGACGUAAAUGAAACGGCACUGAUUGACACUGCCGACGUCGCUAGCACGAACGUUUUGUAUCCAGAGUAUUUCGACUGGCGGCUCGUGUCCUUAUUGAAAAACGACGAGUUUGUCUACCUGGAUAUGGAGGGUAACUCUUAUCACGAUACAACUAAGAAUAUCAGCAGAUACGGGAGUAUAAGGCUUUCGCUGCGGGGAUUUUGCACUCUCGACCAUUCGGACAUGGUGCCACAUAUGCUGCACACGGAGAACUCGACGCAAGUGGACAUCGUUCUCGAUGAUAUACAAACCAAUCUGACGUUCUCCAAGAGCAGAUUCGCGAUUGAAUUGCUCGUGGUCGGCGGCGGUGAUCCCGAGAUACCUAUGUUCGUCGAUCCGAAGAAGAGUCUGGACGACGAACACACGCCGGGUAUAUUUGAGGUGGUCGAAGUUAGAACACCGCCCUACAGCGACUUGGACAGCGCAUUGAAUACUGGAGCGUAUUUACAGUGGCGCCCGGUGUCUUACAAUACCGCAUUGCGCGAGGUAACUAGUUCCACAGAGACAAUGCAGUACCCUCCAAGGAAGGUAUUGAAUCGUACGAACGUCAUUGACAAUUCGAUGCUGUACUGUUACUAUGGAAAUGACACGGACACGCUCCUUAUGCAGAAAGUGACCGUUUCCAUAGGUUCGAAAGGAGAUGGUUUUUAUAAGAGGACUAGUUAUUCGACAUGGACCUUCAUCAUCGGAUACGGCACCCCACCCGAGGAGAGAUUCUCCAAUCUAGUGAUUAUGAUAAUCUCAAUCGGUCUCGGCCUUCCUUUGCUCAUCAUGAUCAUCGCCGGCUUGUACCUUUGUAUUCGCAGGAUGCCGAAGCGACAAGGCGACGUUUACCUCAGUCAAUGAAAGUGAUCGCAUCGCGGCGACUCCUAAAUCGCAGUCGUCAGUCUCACUGACGAUGUCCGCGCGAGUCGCGCUCGAGCCAUGUGGUUAUCUUCGUGUGUCGCGUGUACGUUUAGGUACAUAAGCCACCAUACCACCAUUUGUUCUACACAAAGAGAUAUUCCUAUAUUUAUGUACAACACAUAUAUUUUUACACGAACUGUUAGCUCGGAUGUAAUCAUAUCAGUGUGAUAUUAAGCGUGAGUGUUAGCCCGUCCUCUCGCGACGUAUUCGGCGCCGAAGCGAGACUCUGGCGCGACCGUUCAAAGUUCCUCGUCUCAUUAGUUUUAGAAUAACACGUGUAUCAUGUGUGAUAGAAUUCACGUGUGUUUGUUUGCAUUUGUGUGCGAACGAGGGAUCACAUUCGAUCGUGUUCGACGUCGAGUACGCUCGUCGGGAGAAGAGGCGUGAUUCAUUUGUACAAUCAUGAAAAAUCGAACUUUUUUAGGAAAUUUGUGAUCGAACGAAGUGCACGAUAUAUAUGAAAUAUAUCUUACUACAAAUUGUA